This is a messenger RNA of Capra hircus (goat), 4925 nucleotides long. RefSeq names its product zinc finger protein 260 (gene ZNF260). Lineage: Eukaryota; Metazoa; Chordata; Mammalia; Artiodactyla; Bovidae. The coding region runs from base 819 to 2057 and encodes 412 amino acids. Gene Ontology annotation, molecular function: RNA polymerase II cis-regulatory region sequence-specific DNA binding; DNA-binding transcription factor activity. The record is from RefSeq and is a predicted model, not a curated record. Gene Ontology annotation, biological process: negative regulation of transcription by RNA polymerase II; regulation of cytokine production; regulation of immune system process. The transcript is spliced from 2 exons.
AAAGAGUUGGACACGACUGAGCGACUUCACUUCACUUACCUGUAUGUGUAUGUGUGUGCUCUGGCUUCUAAGCCAAAGGGUCAUCAUUCCUUUGUUCUUUUUCACAAGUCAGCUUCUUUGUGCAUCCCCAGGAGCUUUACUUUCCUUAUCCUUCAACUCCACUGAGGGUCCUAAGGGCUCAACCUGAAUUCUGAGAUGCUGCUUUAACCUUCAUCCAAGUCCUACGUCAGUAUUUCAAAUUUUAAAGUAACCAGUUCAAACAAGAAGAGCAACUGAUGAUAGAGGAAGACAUGUAAAGGAGGUAUUCUCCGGAAAAGGCCUGGGAAAUUUAUAAAUAAAUAAAGAUACAACAGGAAAGACCUUUGAGUUAAAUUGCAUCCUUCUUUGUGAAAAUACAGCUAAGGAAAAACUCAGAAAAUACAACUAAAAAACUCAGACAACUUCAUAGAAUACAGCUAAAGAAAAACUCAGAAAAGUAUUUCCUCUGAGCACAGACAUUGAUUCUUUAAGACUACUACUCUAUGUAUGGGACUCAGUUUAAAAAUUUGGACAUAACUUGCACUUAAACAUGAGAGAAGCUAUCUAAGAAAGAACCAUUACGAAUAUAAUGAGGAUGCUACAUUUCAUCCCAAUUUUAUAAUCAUCUGACCUCAGGAUAACCAGUGUGAAAAGUCUUUCAUCAUAAAUUCAACUUUGUUAGAUAUCUGAGAAUUAUUAUUGGAGAGGAACCAUCUGCAUAUAUUGAAUGUGGGAAAGCUUUCAUCCAUGUCACAUGUCAAGAGAUACUAAGGAAUUCUUGUUUGAGAAAAUACCUGUGCAUGAUAAGAAUGUUGGAAAGCCUUCGGCCUAAAUCAAAUCUCCUUCAGUGUGAUCAAAUUCAUACUGAAGAGAAACUAUAUGAAUGCAAUGAAUGUGGAAAAACAUUUAGUCUGAAGCAAAACCUCACAGAGCAUAAGAAAAUGCAUACUGCAGAGAAAUCACAUGAAUGUACUGAAUGUGGUAAAGUGUUCUCUCGAGUCUCAUCCCUUACUCUACAUUUGAGAAGUCAUACAGGAAAGAAAUCAUAUCAGUGUAAUAAAUGUGGGAAAGCCUUUAGCCAGAAAGGAAACUUGCUUACUCAUCAAAAACAUCAUACUGGAGAGAAACCUUAUGAAUGUGGGAAAGCUUCUAUUCAGAUGUCAAGCCUUAUUAAACAACAGAGAAAUCAUAUUGGAAACAAACCCUAUGCAUGUAAGGAAUGUGGCAAAGCCUUCAGUGGCAAAUCAUAUCUCUCUGAGCAUGAGAAAAUUCAUACAGGAGAGAAACCCUUUGAAUGUAACCAAUGUGGAAGAGCCUUCAGCCAGAAGCAAUACCUCGUCAAACAUCAGAAUAUCCAUAGUGGAAAGAAACCCUUUAAAUGUAAUGAGUGUGGAAAAGCCUUUAGCCAGAAAGAAAACCUCAUUAUCCAUCAAAGAAUUCAUACUGGAGAGAAACCUUAUGAAUGUAAAGGGUGUGGGAAAGCUUUCAUUCAGAAGUCAAGCCUCAUUAGACACCAGAGAAGUCAUACAGGAGAGAAACCUUAUAUAUGUAAGGAAUGUGGAAAAGCUUUCAGUGGCAAAUCAAACCUCACGGAGCAUGAGAAAAUUCAUAUUGGAGAGAAACCCUAUAAAUGUAAUGAAUGUGGAACAAUAUUUAGGCAGAAGCAGUACCUCAUUAAACAUCACAAUAUUCAUACAGGAGAGAAACCCUAUGAAUGUAAUAAAUGUGGGAAAGCCUUCUCUCGAAUCACAUCACUUAUUGUACAUGUGAGAAUUCAUACAGGUGAUAAGCCUUAUGAAUGUAAAAUAUGUGGGAAAGCCUUCUGUCAAAGCUCAUCUCUUACUGUGCAUAUGAGAAGCCAUACAGGUGAGAAGCCCUAUGGUUGCAGUGAAUGUGGAAAAGCCUUCUCUCAGUUCUCAACUCUUGCUUUGCAUAUGAGAAUCCAUACUGGAGAAAAACCUUAUCAAUGUAAUGAAUGUGGGAAAGCUUUUAGCCAGAAGUCACAUCAUAUUAGACACCAGAGAAUUCAUACUCAUUAAAGCUCUAUGAAUGUCUUAAAUUUAGGAAAACCUUCAAUAGAAGUCAUACUAAACAGUAUAUCAGAAAAAUUCAUUUUACAGUAAAGUGACGUGAAUAUGAAAAAACCUACAGCAACAACUCAAAAUGUAAUACACAGAAUUUAAUAACUAUCAUACUAUCAUGAAAACCUAUACCCCGAAUAUCCCCACAACAAACAUGUUCAUGCUGGACUUUUAGGAGCAUUCUCAUUAAGGAUCCAGUCAUGGACACUAAUCAACAUGGUUCUAGAAGGCCUACCUGAUAUAUUCAGACAAAGAUAUACAAGGUGUGAAGAUGUGAAACAAAGACCAAGUUGUCAUUUUUUUGUUAACAUGUUUUACUACAUGUAUAACCAUCAAAAUUACUUGCUCUUGAUACAGUAAUAGAAAAUAAAGAUUGUGACAGGAUAUUAUAUCCAGAAAUACAUGGAUGUUUGUAAGGGGAAUUGGCAGUUCAUAGAGGUGGUAAUCUCAAAUUGGUAGAAAAAUCUGGAUAAUUAAGAAAAUGGUCUCAGGGUAAUUGAUUCUUCAUGUGGAAAUAUUAGAUCUUUGCUGUUGUCAUACAUUAUAAAGUAUUUGUUAAAACAUUCAAAAGUAUUGAAGACUAGAACUCAAAGAGCAAAACUUAAUAAUAAAAGGGUUUUGUAGGAGAAUUUUUUUUUUCAAACUUUGGAGUAGGAAAGAAUUUUAAAAACACAUUUCAGAAUACCCACUCUUGAGUAUAUAUACAUAUAGUGAAGAAACUGAUACAUGUACCCAGGGAGUCCUGUAUCUUUAAUGUUCAUUGCAGCAUGAGUUAUAUUAAUAUAGCAAAAAAUUGAAUACAAAUGUCUGUCACUUUGGAAAUGGUUGAUAAAAUGUGAUGUAGUCACCCUGUAGAAUAUUCUCUAGCAGUUAACAAAUUAAAUCUAUAUGUAUUAACAGAAAGAUUUGAAAAUCAUGUAGAGUGAAAAUGAAGUGAUGAAUUUAUUGUAACUAUACCUGUGUGAGUUUGAAUUAAAUCAACACUAACCAACACUAGUAUUAAAGCAUUGGUUAUGGGUAAACAUUUUUAUGUAAAACUAUGAAGAAUGAAUUGGAAGUAUACACACUCAAUUCCCAAAAGUGGUUGUCUCUAGAAAGAAAGGGAGUAGAAGGAAAAUGGGGCCAAUAAUAGUGGUUGAACAAUACUUCAGUUUUGUAUCUAAAUAUCUAUCUCAUUAAAAAACAUUCCAAAUAAAUAUAAGAAAACAUUAGUUGAUUCUGGAUUGUAAUAAUAUGAGUUUAUUCUAUUUAUGCUGUUUCUUUUAAACUUCUGAAAAUUAAAAAAGGGAUAAGAGUAGAGAGGCUACAUGGAAUACAUGUUAUAAUGGACUUACAUUUCCAAUUAGAUGCAGAUAUUUUGCAAAAAGUAUAUUUCUGAAAUCAUAUCUUUAAAAUAUGAAAUAAAAUUUAAAAUUUUAAUGGUAACUGAACAAAUCCAUUUAUUUAAAUUUAUUCUCAAAUGUCAUAUCAGUAAUCUCUGUGGUCUCUGAGAUCAUGAUUUUGCAACAGGUGAUUGAAGCACAUUAAGGAUCAUAUUACUUUAUAAUACAUGCACAGACUUGUUAGAAAUAAUUAGUUUUUCAGAAACACUUAUCAGAAAUUUUAAUAGGCUACAUAACCAGUUCUGGUAUUAGAAAUUAGACAUUUUAAAAAUAAAGAAAACAUAUUAUUCUCUUUUUUGUAUGACACCAAGUAAAACAACUAUUGCAUUUCAGCUUCAGUUUUUAACUCAAACUAGUUAUUUUCUCUAAUUUGCCAGACAUAGUCAACUCCCCUACCCCACCUCUAGUUUGUUUCCUUGGGGAAAAAGGGAGAUCUCAGACCUAAAGAGAAUUCUCUUAUUAAAAGCAAAUCUUUUGGAGGAUUUUUUAUUCUUUCCCACAAUAACUUGAUAUAUAGAAACAGUUAAUGCUCUUUUUGAAUAGUGAUAAAAGUGAGUAUGUAACAUUUAAACCUUAGGCUCCUUUUAAAUAUAUUGAUUUCUUUUAAACUCAGAAAAAUACGAUGCUAAUAUAACUGUAGCACUGCACUGCUUGUUACUGGCAUUUUUGAAAUUUGGUUUUAAGAUUGUAAAUGCCAUAGGUUGACUUUGUGAGGUAAUGUAUCCAGGUAACAUAUAUGUGUAUCUAUGUGAAUCUAAAUAUCUUCUUUUCUUCCAUUUUUCAUUAAACAUUCUCUGAUAUUCCUUAAGUAUUACACCCUUGUGCUGGUACAUCUUUGAAGUCACAGAGCAACUAGGAACUCUAAUCCAGACCAAACUAGGAUUACCAUUCGGUGCAUAUAGUUGGCCAGUGCCAUGGCCCAGCAACAAGAAUGAUUAUAAUGGUCAGGUGGAGUAAGAUAGGCAGAUGCGGCAUGGUAUUCUCUGAUAGUGUGUACUGUGUAUUUAUUCAGCCAUCCUCCCUGCUGAUUCAACUUGUUACUAUUUACCAUGAUAGACAACACAAGUAAACACCCUUACAAGUGCCCCUUACAUUUUAGGUAUUCUUAUUUCCAGGGGAUAGAUUAUAGGCAAGAGACUGCUAGAUCAAAGGAUAUGUGCUAUUUUAAAAUUUUAGUAGAUGCUAUCAGUUAUUUUCAAAAUAAGUUUCCUCCAACUAUACAAUAGGUGGUAUUAUACUAAAAUUCAUGUUUGUCUGAUGAGUAUAAACCUCACCUGUUCCUAGGUUUGCUUCUUUGUAAACUUUCAUAUUGUUAGCCUAUGUUCCUAUAGGAUUAUUUAUCUUUUUGUCAGUUUUGGAGACCUUUUUCCAUAUUAGAUUUUAGGAAAUGUAUGGGUCAGUUGUAAAGAUACUUUAAUCUCUACAUUAUAUAUGUUAUUUCUUA